AAGAGAAAACUGAACGUUUCUCACUUCAUAUUGAGUACAAUUAAAACGAACAAAUUUUGAAUUGUCGACCAUAUUCAGGUCACUCUGUAUUUUUACGCGUCCAACAAUUGAGUCUCAUCGCGUGCGUAGUAUUAUCGGAAGUGUCUCAUAAAAAGUGUUGUCAGUGUAACAUAAAUACCGUACGUACAAUCGUUAUUACACGCCGUUUUUAGUAUCGACAAUUCGCGCUUCUACAUAUUUGAAAUCAAUUGAAAUUCUCUUCGCGAAAUUCACGCCGUUAUUUUUUCGCGAUUAGAGUGCACGAUCAUCGCCAACUUAACGUACACGCGUGUUAUCGUUCCACAAUUAACAGCAUUCUACAACCGAUACUCUAUUUUCGCAUUCUCAAUAAUAUGUUCGGAUCACGCGCGCGUUACUAAUAAUUAUAUACAUAACACAAAAUCUACAAAAGCAAGAUUGAGAUCAAUAUUUGUUGAUUAACUCUCGAUACGAAACAAGACGACAAUUAACACGCUGUCUUUCUAUCAUUAUAAACAUUUACAGCAUCGAAAUCUAAAUCUAAGGAAAUUCUAUAUUUUCGUGGUUUCACAGUUUUUUACCUAGAACAUAUCAUGUUGCGCGGAUACCUAAGAUACCGCUCGGUGCGCGCGAUAAGAAGCGAGUCUAUCGAUCUUGUUGCUAGGCGGUUCGUGGACGCCGCUACCGCCGCGACGGCCAUCGGCUAACCGUUUCUCCCUAGGCGGCAACAGAUGGCGCAGCGCAAGCGGCGCGCGCACGCGGAUCACCGUCGGGGCCGCUCGAGCUCGAGGAGUGACAGCUCGCGAGCUCGAACUGUCAUCACGGCGGGUAUCGCGCGCGUCGUCCGUACCGUAUUCGCGUUUCCCGUGCAGCAAGUAAACGCGACGUGACGCGACGUGACGUAUCGUGCCAGUGCCGUGUAACGUGACUCGUGAACGUGUCCCAUCCGUCACCGAGCGAUCGCGUCUCGAAAUCGCGUCAUUUCUCUCUUUUGUUUUUCUUCUCCCCCGUCGAAAAAGCCGAACCGCCGCCGCCGCCGCGCACGGUGGGUGCGCACGCAAGGUAGAACAGCUCGCACCGCUCGCUCGCUGCCGGCUCUCAGUCUACUGGAAGAUUCCAUUGUGUGAGAGUGGGCUUUCGAAAAGUUUCGCGGCAUCGCCGGCGAGUUUUCGCGAACGUCCAUCGUCGAUACGUCGGGACAUCAAACCAGCACCAGCGCGCAUCGUUUCGAGGAAGGAUCGUUCGACGAGCUCGCAAAAUAGACGAGAGUAUCGUGCCCGUGCAAAAGAGAGGAAACGGCGAAUCGGAAGGAAGAAAAAUAUAGAUAUCCCGUCGUUCCAUCGCGCGCGCUGUUUAUCCUGGGAAUCGAGCCGAGCGCGCGGGCGCCUCGACACUCCGCGCGAUUGCUUCGAGGCAAGAAGGAUCCUGGAAGGAUCGGACGGAAGGAAAACAACGUGCGCGGGACAUGUACCGAGAGCCGAACAGCUCGUCGGGCAGCAACGCCUCCACCAAGGGCGACGAGGUCGAGCUCGUCAGUAGGUUCCUGGCGCCGCUCUGCGCCAGGGACGAGGCGGCCAGGAACAUCGCCCUGGCCGCGGCCAGGACAACCGUCGAGGGAUGGCUGGGCAGCGUCGGAAGUCCGAAUCGCUGGGAGGACGCCAGCGACAUCGAGGACAUCAAGAACGCGACCGGCAAGUUUUCCGGUCAGGACGGAAGAUACGACAUGAGUGUCGAGCGGUCGCCGACGAAGUCGUCGCCGAGGAGCGUGCAUCAGCACCUGCUGCAGGACACGUUUCGGACAGAGGGCUUCUUCCCGCAAAGCGUGAACGAUAACUCGGCACCGUUCCUCGAGGAAAAUAAUCCGGAGUCCUCGUUCGAUUGCGUGGACGGUCGUCUUCUAAACGAGAGGCGAUUCCGCGAGCGAUACGGCGACGGCGUCGAGAGCAGAUCCGGCCAUUCAACGUCCUCAGACGAGGGUAGUAAGAGCUUCAACAUCGAAGGCAGAUGCCCACGCUUUGGCUCCAACUGUGAGAGUGAGCGGAAGUACCAUGCCGGCUCAUCGUCGAGCGACAGAUCGACGAGCGACGACUAUUGUCCUGGCAGGACGAAGAACAUAUACGCCAAGUUAAAGGGCGCUAAGCAGAAGCAGCUGGAAGAUGACGAGCUCGAUGCGGACACCCGGGUGUACGGCAAGAGUCCCAAGUUCGACGACAAUAUGAGCGGCUUCGCUUCGUUCGACUGCCGGAAUCGCCGAGCCAAAAUCGCCGCCGGCGGCGAUCUGCUGACGCACGAGCAGCGCCGAUACUAUGACAGCGCUGACGACGACGUGUCCUUCAACGAGAGCGAGGCGGCGCGCAGCGACGGGGUCGUCUUCAACACGCUCGACGGUUUUGAGAACGAGAACGAACCGUCUUACCGUCAGGACAUGAGUUUGGAGAGCCGCGAGACAGCGGCGGCUCACGAGGAUAACCCGGAGGAUCCUCGUAAUCGGGCGCAGCAGCAGGACUAUCUGCGCAAGAACGAUGAGAGGAAGUUUAGCGCCGGUCAGAUCAAGAGGCCGCUCUCUCAGGACGAGGAUGUGUCCGCGAAGAGCGGAAGGGUGCUCGAGAGUCCGGAAGUGACGCCCGGCGAUGUCGGCAGGAUGCUGAAUCUCGGUAACGCCUUGGACGGACCCAGGCAGGCGCAGGCCAACAAAUACCUAAGCCUGGUGACGUUACAUCUGCCGGUGAUACUCAGGCUCAGCGUCAACUGUCCCUUUCAGAACGUCAGGAUCAAGUGUGCGGAGAUCCUUCAGAUGGUCAAGGAUAGAGGACUUCCAGUACCAGUGCCGGCUUUCGAUGGACCUAGUGCCUUCGUCCCUCUCUCGGAGCUGCCGGAUCUGAACAACCUCGAUGAAAAGACGCAUGUGCUAUUGAUGGAUGUUUUCGUACAGAACAACAGGCUGGAUCAUGUCUCGAGGGUAAUGUCAUCGCAUCCAUCGUAUUUGGAACAUUUCCUGCGGACUCAGCAUUUCAUCCUUCGGGGUGAUGGACCACUUCCUUACGACUACCGACAUCUCAUCGCUAUUAUGGCCGCGGGUAGGCACCAAUGUAGCUACCUUAUAAACCUGCAGAAGAGAGAGUUCCUUCUUCAGGGCGGUGACCCCUCGUGGCUCCAAGGCCUGAGAUCGAUCCCGGGGAAGCUGCAAGAUCUCUAUGAGAUCAACAAGAUCCUAGCUCAUAGACCGUGGCUUCUGAACAAGUCGCACAUAGAGAAAUUGACUAAGGGCGACGAUAAUUGGUCCUUAGCCGAGGUCGUCCAAGCGAUAGUCCUAUUAGCUCACUUCCACUCGUUGUCGUCUUUCGUAUUUUCCUGCGGGGUUAACGAGGAAUUGGAUAACGUAACUGGCCAUCAUUACAAGAAGAACAUACAGGACAAUAGUAAUAGCGUACCGCCAGCCAAAGAUAAAUUGUCCAGCAGUCCGAAGAAAAUUCCCAACGGCGACGGCAAAACCGAAAAUAUGCCGUCACCGCCGUCGUCGCCGAGCAUAGUCGGCGAGCAGGAGGUCGGCGUGGAGACUCUGAUGGAACGUAUGAAACGCCUGUCGGAAAAGUCCGAGUCCUAUCAGAUCACGCAGGAGGAACUCUCCAAGAGAUUCGAGACUGUCGAGACGCAGUCGGCCGAGCUGGCAGCGGCGCCGCAGAGAAGUAGCUCGGUCCUCGACUCGGAUAUCGGUCUAUUCAUCGAGGAUCCUACCUUCAUAUAUCAGGAUUUUGCUAAGCGCGGUCAGCUGAAUGACAUACCGACCUUCCGCGUCCAGGACUACUCCUGGGACGAUCAUGGUUAUUCCCUGGUGAAUCGUCUUUACAAUGAUGUCGGUAAUCUCCUCGACGAUAAAUUCAAGACCGCGUACAAUCUGACGUACUACACCAUGGGCACGCACAAUAAGGUCGACACGUCGCGCUUCAGACGGGCGAUCUGGAACUACAUACAGUGCAUGUUCGGCAUCAGGCAUGACGAUUACGAUUACAAUGAGGUGAAUCAAUUGCUCGAGCGUAGCCUCAAAACCUUCAUCAAGAGUGCCGUUUGCUAUCCGGAACGUGUCACUAAAAAGGAUUACGAUCGCGUCAUGAGGGAGUUCAAGCACAGCGAAAAGGUCCAUGUGAACCUGAUGAUUCUAGAGGCUCGCAUGCAAGCGGAAUUGUUAUAUGCUCUUCGCGCCGUGAUGCGAUAUAUGACCUAAAGCGGAGUUUUGCGUCAUCCCCUAUCUAUCUGCUGUCUGUCAGUUUGUCAGUUUGUUUUCUCGAGCCAUUCUAUCGCGCUAUCCGGAUUCUCGGAUUCUGCGCAAGGCAUGGAAAGAACGAGUGAGCGCGAUAUCGUCGAGUUUCAUAUGGAACAUCAUACAUAUAUAUACACGCACGCGCGCGGCAUCAUAAAGCCACUUCAUCGUCGAUCGACUCGUGAAUCGCGGCGAUAGAGAGCAAUCGCGAUUCUUCAAUCAGCGCUGAGAAAGGCAGUAAUGAAGAAGCGAGGAAAAAAGAAGAGACAAAGAAAAGGAAGAUAUGAAUCGGGUAGAAAGAAGAGAUGCAAGGAAUCGCAAUACUUGGCUAUUUAGUGGAGCUCUUUGCGUGAUCCAAUGGCGAAUCCAAUCGCAUCUUUGUUCCUCGAGCGACUUAUUAAUACAUCGAUUGUACGUUACGGUCCAUCUAUUCGCGUAAUAAAUUUAAUAUAGUUUGCGACGAAUAUGUAGGAUCGGCAAAGUACUUUCUUCCGUGCGUGUUUGGGAGAUCAGAGUCUAGAGAACUAAGAGGAGAGAAAGAGAUUGUGCGAACAGACAGAAAAAAGACAAGGCUGGGGUUGAUAAAGAGACGAAAGAUUAUAAUUUGUUUUGUACAUAGACACUUGUAUUUUUCUACGUUCGGCAUCGUAGCAGACUGUUAUUUGUGCGUUUCGUUUAUGUUUCAGAUCUGUUAAAAAAACGUUUGCUCUCGUCUGUUAGUAGCUUUCGCGUCGCGCUUUAACUUUAUACACACAAACAUAUACACACAAAAUUUUUACUGUGUUUACGUUUCGAUCUUAUGCGCGAUUCGCUAGCGAGUUCAUGGAUUAACGCAUCAUCACGACGCGUGCACACACGAGAAAAAAUUUUAGUUCCGCGCGCGAUAUUUUGUUUCUACUUUUGUGUCGAGUCUUGAUAACUUGUCAAGAAGUGGAAAAUUAAUUAUAAGGUUAAAUUAAGAAAUCUAACGCUGAAUUCGUCAUCCUUUGUCUCUUUUGCGUUGUAUAUAUACAUACAUAUAUAUAUAUAUAUAUAUAUAUA
Formica exsecta is the source of this 5317-nucleotide messenger RNA. It is a transcript of the gene Sesn, whose product is annotated as sestrin homolog. The transcript has 11 exons. The record is from RefSeq and is a predicted model, not a curated record. Bases 1484 to 4240 code for a protein of 918 amino acids. Gene Ontology annotation, biological process: positive regulation of macroautophagy; regulation of response to reactive oxygen species; negative regulation of TORC1 signaling. Gene Ontology annotation, cellular component: nucleus. Lineage: Eukaryota; Metazoa; Arthropoda; Insecta; Hymenoptera; Formicidae. Gene Ontology annotation, molecular function: L-leucine binding; oxidoreductase activity, acting on peroxide as acceptor.